AGAAGGAGGAAGAGGAGAAGUAGACUGAGACAGCUAGCUAGCUAGCUUGUACUAGCAUUAAAAACAAAUGUGAUUUUUCUGUUUAUGCGUGGGGGGGAAAAAAAAGUGUGAUUAAAAUGCAAAUUGUGUAACUGCUCGCUGUAUUUAGACACGAGAUAAAUAUCUUGCCAGUCAUCCAGCUAGCCGAACGUGCUAGCUGGUUUAGCUCAGCUGUCAGCGGCUUGUUUUGUUCUCUGUGAAAGUGGCAGCCUCCGUUAUAACACAUGAGUGUGUCACUGGUCGUUAUUCGAUUGGAGUUAGCCGACCAGUCACCUUUUCCGCAAGGUUUCCAGUACUGCGCUGUUGAAGGCAUGUCAGAGGAGGAGCUGCAGGAGAAAGCUCUGGGUUUAGCCAAACACACUCUGAGUGGAAAAACCGACCUGGAAAGAACAGCUGUACUGCACCAGCACAUCGGCAGCAGAGCCAUGGGGGACAUGGUGAUAGAGACCUUUGAGUCCAGCCCAAGCGGCCGUGAGGAGCAGGACAGUGAACUUCAGGAUGAAAAGACUGAUGUAGGCAGUCAGGAAGGCACAGAGGACAGCAGCUUUGUGACAGGCGCAGCUCCAGACUCACCCUCCAAGCAACUGCCAGACCAGAUCUCUUUCUUCAGCGGGAACCCCUCAGUGGAGAUCAUUCAUGGUAUCAUGCACCUCUACAAGACCAACAAAAUGACAUCACUGACUGAAGAUUUCAGGCGCAGCGCUAUGGUGUGCAUCCUCACUGUUCCAGCCACCAUGACCAGCCAUGACCUCAUGAAGCUCAUGGCUCCUUUUAAUGAUGUCAUGGAGCACAUGAAAAUCAUACGUGACUCCACCCCUAACCAGUACAUGGUUCUGAUUAAAUUCUGCACGCAGGCAGAUGCAGACAGUUUUUACACAGCGUGCAAUGGCCGCCAGUUCAACUCUAUAGAGGAAGCAGUGUGCCAGCUGGUCUAUGUGGAGCGAGCGGAGGUUAUCAAGUCUGAAGAAGGAGCCAGUCUACCAGUGAUGGAGCUGACUGAGCUGCCCAAGUGCACUGUGUGCCUGGAGAGAAUGGACGAGUCUGUCAAUGGCGUCCUCACCACUCUGUGUAACCACAGCUUUCACAGCCAGUGUCUCCAGCGGUGGGAAGAUGCCUCCUGUCCUGUGUGUAGAUACUGUCAAACACCAGAACCAGUUGAAGAGAACAAAUGCUUUGAGUGCGGCGUGCAGGAGAAUCUGUGGAUAUGUUUGAUCUGCGGGCAUAUUGGUUGUGGUCGCUACGUUAGCCGGCAUGCCUACAAGCACUUUGAGGAAACACAACAUACCUACGCUAUGCAGCUCACCAACCAUCGAGUCUGGGACUACGCAGGAGAUAACUAUGUACAUCGGCUUGUGGCCAGUAAGACUGACGGGAAGAUGGUGCAGUAUGAAUGUGAGGGAGACACCUGCCAAGCAGAGAAAAUCGAUGCACUCCAGCUAGAGUACUCAUACCUGCUGACAAGUCAGCUCGAGUCUCAGAGGAUUUACUGGGAGAAUAAGAUUGUUCAUCUGGAGAAGGAGACAGCUGAAGAGAUAAACAACAUGAAAGCGAAAUUUAAGGAGACGUUGGAGCGCUGUGAUAACUUAGAGCGACGGCUGGGAGACAUGACCAAAGAGAAGCAGAGCAUAGACAAAAAGUGCACUCAGCUGAACAGUCGAGUGGUGAAGCUGAGCCAAGAGCUGAAGGAGGAGCAGGAGAUGAACCGCUGUCUCAGAGCCAACCAGGCACAGCUGCAGGCACAGCUGGCAGAGGAGGAACGCAAAGCAAAAGAAAGCGAAGAUCAUAAAGAUGGGACAAUAGCAGAGCUGCAGGAGCAGCUGAGAGACGUGAUGUUUUAUCUGGAGACCCAGCAGCAGAUUGAACACCUGCCCCCGGAGGCUCGCAGUGAAAUCCAAGAGGGACAGAUCAACAUCCCAGCCAGCCCAUCUGACAGCGCUCUGGGUUCUGCAGGAGCAGGCCCCUCCUCUGGCAGGGGCAGAAGAGGCCGGGGAAGGAAGAGGAAGUAGGCGCGGGCUAAACACAACCGGAAUAUGCUAGAAACUUUAUCGCUGCCUCUCACUGUGGACAGAUGUUUGUGAUUGAGCCCUGUCUUUUUGUUCACAUGUGUUUGCAUUAUUGUAGUUCUUCAUAAAGUAAAGACAGGAGGAUGUAACUUCUUGAAGAAAUAUGAAAUAGUGAUGACAUUUACCUGCACAUUUUCCUAGCUUAACUUAAAGUAGCUCCUACAAGAAAAGUGGAGUGUGUGGAACGAUCGCUCAGCCACUGAAGACAUCAGUGUGAUGUAAAUGUUCUCUGCUCUUUCCAAAACUUAAGAGUAUCUAUUUUGGUCAUAUUUUAUAUUUAUUUGAUCAAAAAUAUGUGCCCAGAUUUUGCCAUCUUAUAGUACUUCUUAUCAAAGGCUGCGUGCUCUUUUUAUUGCUUUAAAAUGUAAAGAUGUUCAUUUUACGAUUGAGGAGUGUCGAGGAAAAUUGUGGCCACAUUUUCUCAUUUUUCCUGGAAUAUUUUAGACUCUGCUUUUUCGUCUGAUCUUCAGUACAGUGUUGAAAUGGGUUUGGGGGUUUUACACAUAAAUAAACACUCCUAAGGAUGACAAAUGGAGAAUGUGGAGGAGAAAUGCCUUUCUCAGCAGUGCAUGGUUCGGGGAAGCCCGGGGUACAGGAGUCAGAGCGCACAGAGCUUUUUGGGUGAGGAGCAGGAAGCCUGUUUUGCCAUGUUUUCCCCAUGUACGUCAGUGAUUCCCAACCACUCGGACAACAGUGGUUUACAGUGUUACCAAGAAGGAGUUCAAAGGAUUGUGUUGCUUAGAUUAAUUGAAAGGUCGAAAUCAUGAUUUACUGGCACCUCCCAUCAACCUAAUAUUAUCCCAGCAUCCCAUAUUUUCCAGCUAAGUUCCUGAAAAUCUUUCUCAGAAUUUCUUCUAAAAUCCCUCCAUAUUCCAAAGACAGUUGCUCUUAACUCUAAGAACUAUAAGGUUGUUUACACUUUUGUUUAAAACUCUAAUAUUACAACUGGCUGCUGAACAAACUCUUUAAUUAUAAAACCAAUCCAUCCACAGCCUUCUAAGAAAUGUGCUGGUAAUUAUAUACACACUAGUUAGAGUUGACAACUGAAGUUAUCUGGUUAAUAAUUGUGGUAUUUAAUAUACGGAAGAUAUGAUCGUCUUCCAGAUUCUAACACUAUUUGCGCUACAGUGAUCGAUCCAUUCUUUCAUUUAAAAUUUGUCUUUAAGGGUUUGAAUUACAAAUACUUGGUGUCAUUUGAUGCCAUCAACCUUAAGCUCUUAUAAGUGAUAAGCAUCUAUUUAAUUAUGCCAUAUAGGCAUCAAGAUAUGUAGAAAAAUAAUGAUGUUGAAAACACUGGAGCCAUCUGUGGCACAUCUGUCACAAUCCUGACCGUGGCAUAGUAACCCAGAUGAAAUGAGGAAUAGCAUGAAGUGACUCAGCCCCGCUCCUUUAAUUACUAUGAAUAUUUCACUUGCAGAAUGUUCACAAUGAAGUUUUAGAUGGAUCCCAGAGGCCUUAAUUAAAAAUUGUGGUGUAGAAAGCAUGUGGAUUUUAAUAAACAGCCAGCUCAAAUUAUAUCCGAUGUGCGAGAGCAAGUGCUUUCAGAGAGAUUAAAUGAUUUGUAGGUGGGGGGUUUUUUGGACCCCAGAGGCUUUCAUUGAACAAGAUAUGGCAAAUCAUGCUACUGAAAACAUCAUUAUAGUUCACAAGAAAAUGGUGUUCUGAAUGUUUGGGGGGUUUUUGCCAUGAAAGUGUUCAGUUUUUGUUGUUAACACUAAAACUGUCCUCGCACUUAAAAUAAAAAGUUUUCUAAACUUGUAGCUG
Molecule: messenger RNA, 3866 nt
Organism: Archocentrus centrarchus (flier cichlid)
Lineage: Eukaryota; Metazoa; Chordata; Actinopteri; Cichliformes; Cichlidae
Gene: brap
Product: BRCA1 associated protein
Exons: 13
Coding region: 264-2045 (593 amino acids)
Biological process (GO): protein ubiquitination; Ras protein signal transduction
Cellular component (GO): cytoplasm
Molecular function (GO): ubiquitin protein ligase activity; zinc ion binding; nucleic acid binding
Source: RefSeq, a predicted model, not a curated record